AUGACUGCAUCUGAUAUUAUUAAUCCUAUAAGAGACUUGACGCUUAGAUUAAAGGAAAAAUAUAUAGGUGAUAUUGUGGAAUGGUUUGAUAAUAAUUCAGAGGCCUUUUCUUUAACCGAUAGUAUAGAAUCAAUUAACGUAAUAAGCAUUGAAAAGCUAAUGCAGUUUUUGGAACUAAAGAAAUUUCAUAGAAGAGAAUUUUAUUACCCAAGCUAUGGAGAAGUUAUGGCAGAAGUAGAAAAACUAAAAAAUUAUUUCCCAAGAGUUUUAACAAAAGAACAAGUAUUAAUUAUAUUAGAUAAAUGGGUUAUUGAAGCUAACAUAAAGCAUGAAUUAAAGCUGGCCUUUAGAAUUUUUGACAGCGAAAGCCGAAAUUAUUUGGAUGUAGAUGAAAUUCGACUCAUAGUGACGGGAUUCGGUGAACCAUUUAAUGAUAAUGAAACUUUAGAACUUCUGCGCGAUGCUAAUGUUCGAGGAGAUGGUAAUGUAUUCUAUGAAGACUUUGUCGAUUCUCUGUUUAAUAUGGCACCUGAAUUAAAUGAAAUAAAGGCAAGUUUUAUCUUAAAAGUUUAA
Messenger RNA from Parnassius mnemosyne (clouded apollo), 573 nucleotides. The record is from the annotation of a GenBank genome assembly. Lineage: Eukaryota; Metazoa; Arthropoda; Insecta; Lepidoptera; Papilionidae.